Molecule: messenger RNA, 2058 nt
Organism: Acytostelium subglobosum LB1
Lineage: Eukaryota; Evosea; Eumycetozoa; Acytosteliales; Acytosteliaceae
Exons: 5
Coding region: 1-2058 (685 amino acids)
Cellular component (GO): membrane
Source: RefSeq, a predicted model, not a curated record
AUGAGCGUCAGCAAUUGGAUUGUGCUCAUCAUUGAGCUACUGGGCGUUGGACUUGCAGUCACCAUCUCAAUGAAACAAUACAUAUCAUUCAAGAAGACUCCAUUCUACGCCCUGUUCACCGCAUGGCUAGGAUGGUACCUUUGUUUCAACAUUGUAUUCCUAGUGCCAAUCGAUAUUUUAGCAUCACGCCACAAUGAUUGUAUAGAUAAGAUUAAUAAUAGUACAGCAUGUAAGAAUGCCACAGUGGUAUUGCCUGAAUGCAACACAUCUCAGAUGUGUCCAGAGCCAAUAAGUUAUUUGCCAGACUCUGUCAUGGUGGUACAAUGGAGUGUGCUGUAUUGGGGCACAUUCAUCCUGUCAUGGGUGAUCUUCCCCGUGCUGCAGACCUACUCGGGUACGGGCGACUUCCGUUUCCGCGAGCGUAUAAUGCGAUCGAUCAAGGAGAACAUCAUUCUCUACUCGUUCAUGGGCAUCUUUGGUCUGGUCAUCGGCAUCGUCAUUCUAAUCUUCUUCCGCGACAAACCGCUGACGGCACUGGUCGAGGCGCUGUUCACACUGAUCAAUGUCUAUGGUCUGGUGCUCGUGGUCAUCACAAUGGGCUUUGGCCUGGUCGACGUGCCCAGGAACUUGCUGCGCAAGUCCAAUCACUACCGCACACUUCGACAUUAUAGGAUCCAGGCGGUCGUCCUCAAGUCCGAGCUGGACGAGGCACAAAGACUACUUGAGGAGCACCUCAGACUGAUCAAGGCCACCUCUGACAAGGCUGGCGAGUUUGAUCCAUUCAGAAGAUACUUGGACAUCAUCAUAUCAAAGUGUCCUUUGGAGUUUGACACAAUCGACACUGAUGAUAUACAGGUGCCUGAUCUCACCUACUCAAAGGUGGUGGAGAUGCACGCCAAUCUAAUGGACUAUACACAUAUGGCUGAGAGAUCAGACGCCAUGUACACCAGACUGCUGGGCAAGGCAUUCGCUGCAGAGGACAUCAUUGCAACAUUGGAAUCACCCAAGGAGAACAGGGAGAAGAGGAUCAAAUGGAGCUUCAAGAAUGGCAGCACCAGCCCAAGUAAGGCCAAAUGGGAGUACUAUUGGCACCUCUACAUCUAUCCCAACUUCUACAAGGUGGUCGGCGCAUUCUGUGCCAUCAUGUCCCUCUUGGUCGUAUGGGCUGAGGUCUCCCUAUCAUUCGGUUCACGUGUCAAGAGCGUGUCUCCAUUCGCUUUGGUAAUUUACAGUACCAGUGCAUCUCUAAGUGGAUUUGGACUUCAAAUCUUCUGUUUCAUACCAUUGCUCUACAUGGCAAUCUGUGCAUACACUACACUAUUCAAGAUACGUAUAUUCAACUACUACCGACUGGUACCACAACAACAGACAAACUCGCUCAGUAUCAUGUUCAGCUCAAACUACCUUGGUCGUUUGGCAGCACCAUUGUCAUUCAACUUCAUCCAGAUAUGUGGAAUGAAUGACAGCUCAUUCUCUGCGGCAAUGGGUGACACGGACGCAUUCGCAUUGAAGAACUUCAACUUGUACUUCCCAAUCAUUGUUGGCGUUGUCUGUAUCAUAUCACUGUUCUCCAUUCAUACAAGAGUCGCCAGCAUGUGCUGCAUCAAGAGUCUGCGCGUCGUCACCGACACUAGUGAGGCGGCCGCCGAGAAGGGCGUCAAGAUAUUGAAGCAGGUCAGAGAUGCUCAGGUGGAGGGUGUGCCACCACCCAAGACGCGUAUGGGCGUACUGAAGGACUUUAUCACUGGCAAGGGCUCCAAGAAGAAGAGCACGGCCACCGAUGGUGCCACAGACACACGUCCACAACCACAACGUCCCGUCUACAAGGCGCCACAACAAAAGAGCACCGUCAUGAUGGGUCUGUCGAGGGACUACACCUCCAAGAAUGGAACAACGUUCAAAUCAGUCAAGACGAACGAGGCCAACAAUGCCAUACUGACGUCGGACACUCGUUCAUCCGAUGCUCGUCUAGAGUCCAAAGGACUGAACUAUUGGGACAAACUCAAGUUCAAGUAUGACUCUGAUGAUGACGAUGACAUUGAAAUGGGUAAAUUCUAA